Molecule: messenger RNA, 9405 nt
Organism: Malaclemys terrapin pileata
Lineage: Eukaryota; Metazoa; Chordata; Testudines; Emydidae
Gene: CELSR3
Product: cadherin EGF LAG seven-pass G-type receptor 3
Exons: 36
Coding region: 16-9000 (2994 amino acids)
Biological process (GO): G protein-coupled receptor signaling pathway; cell surface receptor signaling pathway; homophilic cell-cell adhesion
Cellular component (GO): plasma membrane
Molecular function (GO): G protein-coupled receptor activity; calcium ion binding
Source: RefSeq, a predicted model, not a curated record
ACUCCUGUGAUAACUAUGGCAGCACAAGACCCCGAUUCAGGGGAGGCUGGGAAGCUAGUCUACUCCAUGGAUGCCCUAAUGAAUAGCAGGUCCAUGGAGCUGUUUAGCAUUGACCCCAAGAAUGGUCUCAUCACCACCACCAAAGCUUUGGAUAGAGAGACUAUGGACCUGCACUAUUUCCGGGUUACUGCUGUGGAUCAGGGGGUCCCCCGCCUUUCUGCCACCACCAUGAUUGCUGUAACUGUUGCUGACCGAAAUGAUCAUGACCCUGUUUUUGAGCAGAGUGAGUACAGAGAGACUAUUAGGGAAAAUGUAGAAGAAGGCUAUCCUAUCUUACAGCUGAGGGCCACGGAUGUGGACUCCCCACCCAAUGCAAACAUCAGGUAUCGAUUUGUGAAUGAACAAGCAGCCCACUCUGUCUUCGAGAUAGAUCCCAGGUCAGGUCUGAUCACCACCAGUGGGCAAGUGGACAGAGAGAAAAUGGAGAAAUAUUCUUUGGUGGUGGAGGCAAACGACCAGGGUAAGGAGCCUGGGCCCAGAUCUGCCACGGUUAAAGUCUAUAUCACAGUUCUGGAUGAGAAUGACAAUGCCCCUCAGUUCAGUGAAAAACGCUACAUUGUCCAGGUGAGAGAGGAUAUAAGACCCCAUACGGAAAUCUUGCGCGUUACUGCCACUGACAUGGACAAAGACAAUAAUGCUUUAGUCCAUUAUAACAUCAUCAGUGGGAACAGUAGGGGCCAGUUCUCUAUUGACAGUGUGACUGGGGAAAUACAGGUGGUGGCACCUUUGGAUUUUGAAGUUGAACGUGAAUAUGCCCUGAGGAUACGUGCUCAGGACGCAGGGCGCCCUCCUUUGUCUAACAAUACUGGCAUGGCCAGCAUCCAAGUAGUGGACAUUAAUGAUCAUGCCCCAAUCUUUGUCAGUACCCCUUUUCAAAUCUCCGUCCUGGAAAAUGCCCCCCUUGGCCAUUCAGUGAUCCACAUCCAGGCGGUGGAUGCAGAUUAUGGGGAGAAUUCUCGUCUGGAAUAUAAACUAACUGGGGUCUCAGCUGACACCCCUUUUGUGGUGAACAGUGCCACUGGGUGGAUCACAGUGAGUGGCCCCUUGGACCGUGAGUCAGUGGAGCACUAUUUCUUUGGGGUGGAGGCUCGGGACCAUGGCUCUCCAUCCUUAUCUGCCUCCGCUAGUGUCACUAUCACUGUCAUGGAUGUGAAUGACAAUCGACCUGAAUUCACCCAAAAGGAGUAUUUCAUCCGGCUAAAUGAGGAUGCUGUUGUGGGGACCAGUGUUCUCAGUGUCACGGCAAUCGACAGGGAUGUGAACAGUGCCAUAAGCUACCAGAUAACGGGGGGGAACACUCGUAACCGCUUCUCUAUCAGCACUCAGGGAGGAGUGGGGCUGAUCACUCUCUCGCUACCCUUGGACUACAAGCAAGAGAGGCGCUAUGUGCUAACAGUGACUGCCUCUGACCGGACCCUGCAUGACAACUGUCACAUUCAUAUCAACAUCACUGAUGCCAACACCCAUAGGCCUGUGUUCCAAAGUGCCCACUAUUCAGUGAGUAUCAAUGAGGACCGUCCUGUGGGCAGCACUGUGGUGGUAAUCGGUGCCACUGAUGAUGAUGUGGGGGAAAAUGCCAGGAUCACUUAUUACCUAGAGGACAAUAUUCCUCAGUUUCGUAUUGAUGCAGACUCUGGUGCCAUCACAUUGCAGGCGGAGCUGGACUAUGAAGACCAGGUCACCUACACCUUGGCCAUCACUGCCAAAGAUAAUGGGAUCCCUCAGAAAGCGGACACCACCUAUGUAGAAAUCAUGGUGAAUGAUGUAAAUGACAAUGCCCCUCAGUUUGUCAGCGCUCACUAUCAAGGCAUUAUAUCGGAGGAUGCCCCUUCAUUCACCAGCGUGCUCCAGAUCUCUGCCACUGAUCGCGAUGCCCACACCAAUGGGCGGGUACAAUACACCUUCCAGAAUGGGGAGGAUGGGGAUGGGGAUUUUACCAUAGAGCCCACCUCUGGGAUUAUCCGUACUGUCCGCAGGCUAGACCGAGAGAAUGUCCCAGUCUAUGAGCUGACUGCCUAUGCUGUGGACAGGGGGGUCCCCGCGCAAAGAACCCCUGUCAACAUUCAAGUCACUGUUCAAGAUGUGAAUGACAAUGCCCCUGUUUUCCCAGCUGAAGAGUUUGAGGUUUUGGUGAAGGAGAACAGCAUUGUGGGCUCUGUGGUGGCCCAGAUCACAGCCAUUGACCCAGAUGAGGGACCUAAUGCCCAGGUCAUGUAUCAGAUUGUGGAAGGCAACAUCCCGGAGAUCUUCCAGAUGGACAUAUUUUCUGGGGAGCUCACUGCCUUGAUUGACCUGGAUUAUGAGACAAAGCCCGAGUAUGUAAUUGUGGUCCAGGCCACGUCUGCCCCCCUGGUCAGCAGAGCCACAGUCCACAUCAAGCUCAUUGACCAGAAUGACAACAGCCCCGUCCUCAAGAACUUCCAGAUCCUCUUCAACAACUACAUUUCCAAUAGGUCCAACACCUUCCCUUCCGGGGUCAUAGGGAAGAUCCCGGCUUAUGACCCAGAUGUGUCCGACAAGCUCUUCUACACUUUUGAACGGGGCAAUGAGCUGCACUUGUUGAUUGUAAAUCAGUCAAGUGGUGAGCUGAGGCUGAGCCGUAAGCUGGACAACAAUCGUCCCCUGGUGGCCUCCAUGCUGGUGACAGUCACAGACGGGAUCCACAGCGUGACAGCCCAGUGCGUCCUGCGUGUCAUCGUCAUCACAGAGGACAUGCUGGCCAACAGCAUCACUGUGCGGCUGGAGAACAUGUGGCAGGAACGCUUCCUCUCGCCGCUGCUCACCAGCUUCCUGGAGGGCGUGGCCACUGUGUUGGCCACACCCAAGGAGGAUGUCUUCAUCUUCAACAUCCAGAACGACACGGAUGUGGGGGGUUCGGUGCUGAACGUCAGCUUCUCAGCGCUGGCUCCCCGCGGCGGCCACUUCUUCAGCUCAGAGGAGCUUCAGGAGCAGCUGUACAUGAAGCGCAUGACUCUGACCUCCGUCUCCAUGCUGGAGGUGCUGCCCUUCGAUGACAACGUCUGCCUGCGGGAGCCAUGCCAGAACUAUAUGAAGUGCAUCUCUGUGCUCAAGUUCGACAGCUCGGCCCCCUUCAUCGCCUCCCCGUCCACCCUCUUCCGGCCCAUCCACCCCAUCACAGGCCUGCGCUGCCGCUGCCCCCAGGGCUUCACCGGGGACUACUGUGAAACCGAGAUCAACCUGUGCUACUCCAACCCCUGCCAUAACGGGGGCAUCUGCACCCGCAGGGAGGGUGGCUACACCUGCAUCUGCCACCAGCACUUCACAGGUGACAACUGCGAGGUGGACAGCCGCUCGGGGCGCUGCCUCCCCGGCGUGUGCCGGAACGGCGGCACCUGCACCAACUCUGCGGAUGGCGGCUUCCAAUGCCAGUGCCCCUCCGGGGGCUUUGAGAAGCCCUACUGCGAAGUCUCCACACGCUCCUUCCCCCCCAAGUCCUUCGUCAUGUUCCGGGGGCUGCGCCAGAGGUUCCACCUCACCCUCUCCCUCUCGUUCGCCACCCUGGAGCGCAGCGGCCUCUUGCUCUACAAUGGGCGCCUGAAUGAGAAGCAUGACUUCCUGGCCGUGGAAAUCAUUGAUGGGCAGGUCCAGCUGAAAUACUCCACAGGUGAGUCGAGCACCCUGGUGACCCCGUACCUGCCGGGGGGUGUGAGUGAUGGGCAGUGGCAUACAGUGCAGCUCCGCUACUACAACAAGCCCAAGAUUGGCUCCCUGGGGGUGGUGCAGGGGCCUUCCAAAGACAAGGUGGCCAUCCUGAUGGUGGACGAAUGCGAUGCAUCGGUGGCACUGCAGUUCGGCAGUGAGAUUGGCAACUACUCCUGUGCAGCAGAGGGCAUGCAGUCCAGCUCCAAGAAGUCCCUCGACCUCACAGGGCCCCUGCUCCUCGGAGGGGUCCCCAAUCUGCCUGAGAACUUCCCAGUGGCCCACAGGGACUUUGUGGGGUGCAUGAGAGACCUGUACAUCGACAGCAAACGGAUCGACCUGGCUACCUACAUUGCAAACAAUGGGACCUCUGCAGGAUGCCACGCCAAGCACACCUUCUGCGAUUCCAACCCCUGCAAGAACGGUGGCACCUGCUCAGUGGGCUGGGGAACCUUCUCCUGUGAGUGCCUUGUGGGCUUCGGGGGCAAGGACUGUAGGCAUGCCAUGCACCAUGCUCACUAUUUCCAUGGCAACAGCAUCCUUUCCUGGGACUUCAAGAAUGAGGUGAAAAUCUCCAUGCCCUGGUACGUGGGGCUGGCGUUCCGGACACGCAAGCCAGACGGGGCGCUGCUUCAGGCUCAUGCCGGCCAGUACACCACCAUCCUCUGCCAGCUGGACUCCGGCAUGCUCUCCUUCGUGGUGAGUAGAGGCUCUGGGCACACCACCAAGCUCCUCCUGGACCAGGUGCACCUGAGCGACGGGAAGUGGCACGACCUCCAGCUGGAGCUGCGAGAUGUUCGCAGUGGGCGCGACGUGCGCUAUAUCAUCACUGUCAACCUGGACUUUGGGCUCUACCAGGACACAGUGGUUGUUGGAAAUGAGCUGCAUGGGCUGAAGGUGAAGCAUCUUCACAUUGGGGGGAUCCCAGGGUCUGGCGAGGUGCAGAGUGGUCUGAAGGGCUGCAUACAGGGGGUGCGCCUAGGUGACACGCCCUCUGGGAUGGCGUUGCCCAAGCCCAACAGAGCUUUGAACGUGGAGGCAGGAUGCAGCGUGCCCAACUCCUGUGACUCCAGCCCUUGCCCUGCCAAUGGUAUCUGCAGGGAUGAGUGGCAGAGCUACUCCUGCGUGUGCCAGCCAGGAUACUACGGUGGGGACUGCAUGGACGUGUGCCACCUGAACCCCUGCAAGAAUAAGUCGGUGUGUCGACGGAAACCAGGCUCUCCCCUUGGCUACGUGUGUGAGUGCGGAGGAAACCACUUUGGGCAGUACUGCGAGCACAGGGUGGAUCAGCAAUGUCCGAAGGGCUGGUGGGGGAACCCGACCUGUGGGCCCUGUAACUGCGACGUGAACAAGGGCUUCGACCCAGACUGUAAUAAAACCAAUGGGCAGUGCCACUGUAAGGAGUUCCAUUACCGCCCCAAAGGGAGUGACACCUGUCUGCCCUGUGACUGCUACCCCAUUGGCUCCUCCUCGCGCUCAUGUGACCAGGAAAUGGGCCAGUGCCACUGCAGGCCCGGAGUGAUAGGUCGACAGUGCAACAGUUGUGACAGCCCUUUUGCAGAGGUGACGCCAAGUGGCUGUGAGGUGCUCUAUGAUGGCUGCCCUAAAACCCUGAGAGCUGGCGUCUGGUGGCCUCAGACCAAGUUUGGGCUCCCAGCUGAAGUGCCUUGUCCCAAAGGCUCCUUGGGUGCAGCAAUUCGCCACUGUGAUGAAGAGAAAGGUUGGCUGGAGCCCGAUCUCUUCAACUGCACAUCGCCUGCCUUCAAGGAGCUCUCAACACUGCUGGAGGGCCUGGAGCGGAACGAGACGGAGCUGAACACCAUUGAGGCAAAGAAGCUGGCGCACCGGCUGCGCGCGGUGACGGACCAGAUGGAGCGCUACUUCGGCAACGACGUUCACAUCACCUACCGCCUGCUGUCCCACCUGAUGGAGUUUGAGAGCAAGCAGCACGGCUUUGGCCUGACCGCCACCCAGGACGCCCACUUCAACGAGAACCUGCUGAGGGCAGGCAGCUCGGUGCUGGCCCUAGAGAACCAGGAGCACUGGGACAUGCUGCUGCAGAGCGAACACGGCAGCAUGGGGCUGAUGGAGCAGCUGAGAGAGUACACGGGCACACUCGCCAGCAACAUGAAACUCACCUACCUAAAUCCCGUUGGCGUGGUAACCCCCAACAUCAUGCUCAGCAUUGACCGCAUGGAGAACAACACCCAUGUCCGGCGGCGCUACCCCCGCUACCACAGCAGCCUUUUCCAGGGGCAGGCCAUGUGGGACCCACACACCCACGUGGUGCUCCCGCUCUCGGUGCUUACACCCCCUAAAGUGGAAGCAGCCCCCACGCCCAUAAGCAGGGAAGGGAACAACACAGUGGAGAGCUCCUCCCCAAAGCUGACCCUCCCGGAGCCCGAGCCUGUCGUCACCAUCCUCAUCCUCAUCAUCUACCGCACCUUGGGGGGGCUGCUGCCAGCUCGCUACCAGGUGGAUCGCCGCAGUCUCAGACUGCCCAAGAACCCCGUCAUGAACUCCCCCAUAGUGAGCGUGUCCGUGUUCAGCAACCACACCUUCGUCCAGGGCACUCUGGACACGCCCCUGGUGCUGGAGUUCCGCCUGCUGGAGACGGCCAACCGGAGCAAGCCCCUCUGUGUCCAGUGGAAUCAUUCCAGCCAGACUGACCCUUCCGGCUUCUGGACAGCAAGGGACUGUGAUCUUGUGUUCAGAAACACCACGCAUGUGCGCUGCCAGUGUUCCCAGUUUGGCACCUUUGGGGUGCUGAUGGAUAGCUCCCACCGAGAGCAGCUGGAGGGUGACCUGGAGACCCUGGCCAUUGUCACCUAUUCCUUGGUUUCUCUUUCUCUCGUGGCCUUGCUGCUGACCUUCUCCUUCCUGACCUGUCUGAAAGGCCUCAAGUCCAACACCCGGGGCAUCCACUCCAACAUAUCUGUCACCCUCUUCUUCUCCGAGCUGCUCUUCCUCUUGGGAAUCAACCGCACUGAAAAUCAGUUCCUCUGCACUGUGAUUGCCAUCCUGCUGCACUACUUCUUCCUCUCCACCUUCGCCUGGCUCUUCGUGCAGGGCCUCCACAUCUAUCGCAUGCAGACCGAAGCCCGCAACAUCAACUUCGGAGCCAUGAGGUUCUAUUAUGCCAUUGGCUGGGGGGUGUCUGCCAUCAUCACCGGACUGGCCGUUGGCUUGGACCCAGAGGGCUAUGGGAACCCAGAUUUCUGCUGGAUUUCUAUCCACGAUAAGCUGGUCUGGAGCUUUGCAGGCCCCAUUACUGUCGUCAUUGUGAUGAACGGGGUGAUGUUCCUGCUGGUGGCCAAGAUGUCAUGUUCCCCAGGCCAGAAGGAGACCAAGAAGAAAUCAGUUCUCAUGACGCUGCGAAGCUCCUUUGUUCUGCUUCUAGUUAUUAGCACUACCUGGCUCUUUGGCCUCUUGGCUGUCAACAACAGUGUCCUGGCUUUCCACUACCUCCACACUGUCCUCUGCAGUCUCCAGGGCCUGGCCGUGUUGGUUCUGUUCUGCAUCCUGAAUGAAGAGGUGCAGGAGGCCUGGAAACUGGCCUGUCUUGGCAAGAAGAGUCAGGGCGAGGAGGCAGCUAGAUCUGCGCAGGUGGGUGGCCCCAACGCCUAUAAUAACACAGCCCUGUUUGAGGAGAGCGGCCUCAUUCGCAUCACCCUGGGGGCCUCCACCAUCUCCUCAGUCAGCAGCGUGCGCUCAGCCCGCACCCAUUCCAGCCAGAGGGGCUACCUCAGAGAGAACGUGAUGGCGCGUCAGGGCUCAGCCCUGGAUCACAGCCUGCUCGGUCACACCGGCCCCACGGACCUCGAUGUGGCCAUGUUUCACCGUGAUGCAGGGGGAGACUCUGACUCAGACAGUGACCUCUCCCUGGAUGAGGAGCGCAGCCUUUCCAUCCCGUCAUCGGAAAGCGAGGAGAACGUACGCCUCCGGAGCCGGUUCCAGCGUCAGUUCAAACGGGCAGCGCACAGCGAGCGGCUCCUCACCAACCCCACCAAUGUGGAUGGCAAUGACCUGAUGUCCUAUUGGCCAGCGCUGGGCGAAUGUGAGGUUCACCCCUGCUCUCUGCAGAAAUGGGGGUCUGAGCGGAAGCUGGGCUUUGACAUCAACAAGGAUGCUGCCAACAACAACCAGCCAGAUCUGGCCCUGACCAGCGGGGAUGAGAACUCCCUCACCCAGACCCAGCGCCAGAGGAAAGGGAUUUUGAAGAAUCGCCUCCAGUACCCUCCAGCUCUGCAAGGCUUACCAUCCGUUGGCAGAAUGACCAACGAGCUUUCCUGGUACAAAACAUCCACCCUGGGUCACAGGGCUGUUCCUGCUGCCUCUUAUGGCAGAAUCUACUCUGGUGCAGGUAGCCUCUCUCAGCCAGCGAGCCGGUAUUCUUCCCGGGAGCAACUCGACAUGCUGAUGAGAAGGCAGAUGUCCAGAGAACAGCUGAGCAGGAACGACGCGGGGGAAUACUUGGAAGCUGUACGCAGCAGGCAUGGGUCCAGGGAGGAACUGGACACCAUUCUCAACAGGCCUGGAUCAAGGGAGCAAUUGGACACUAUCCCUAGUAGGCAUGGGUCUAGAGAAGACUUAGAUACAUUAGCUUCCAAGCCUGAUAAGAAAGAUCAUGGGAAUACACUACCGAGGAAGCAGGGUUCUAGAGACCAUCUAGAUACUUUACCCAGUCGAUUUGGGUCAAGAGAACUACUAGACUGUGGGCCAGUCAGAGAGGUCUCUAGAGAGUGGCUCAAUACUUUGCCUAACAGGCAAGUAUCUAGAGAUCGAAUGGACACUUUACUAAGUCGAGACAUUUCUCGAGAACAAUUGGACCUGCUUUCAGGACGACAGCCUUCAAGGGACCAGCUAGCGUUAGCUAGACAAACUUCAAGAGAGCAGUUGGACUUUUUAUCCAGAAGAUCUAAUUCCAGAGAGCAUCUGGAUACAGUGCCUAGUAGGCUUCCUUCUAGAGAAAAUCUAGAACCUCUGUCUAGGAGACAGCCUUCUAGGGAAAAUCUGGAAGCAAUCCCUAGCCGACAUCCUUCCACUGAGCAAUUAGAUAUCCUUUCUUCUAUCCUUGCUUCUUUUAAUUCUUCUGUCCUGUCCUCUGUGCAAUCCUCCAGUACUCCCUCUGGCCCACAGACCACAGCAACUCCUUCUGCUGUGCAGACUUCCUCAACGCCCUCUGUGCUGUGCCCGUCGCCACCUCUCUCUGCUACAUCCCACAGUAUCUCUGAGCUAUCGCCAGAUUCAGAAAUAACGAGAAGUGAAGGUCAUUCCUGAGGGGCCCGAGCUGCGGCGAGAGCGAAGGAAGAAGCAGGGACGAUCACCUGGCCAGACACUUUCAGCAGAGGUUUGGAGUCCCUGGGUGCCAGGCGCCUACAAGGAAAGAACUGAUGAUGGUGGUCAGAGGCCCAAAUCCACCCCGCCCUCCCCACCCAUUGGUUCUGGAGAACUUGUGGGGGGGAGAGGUAGGCAAACCAUCUCUGGGAGGAAAGGGUCUCAGGUACCUCUGCACCAGAAUGGAGCUGCACUGACCAAUCGCCUGCUCAACAGGGCACCCCCAGAGGAGGGGAGAAGUACUACACCGUGAGCAAACCCAGGCUGGUGCCGCUGGUUACAUAUCAAAAGCAAACAGACCGAAAUCUUCCUUUCUGAACCAUUUCUACACUGUGUGUGUGUGUGUGU